AUAAACAAACAAACACUUCCACUGGCGGCUGCUUCUUCAAUCAAUCUAAGCACCACAGUUUUGUUUUCAAAAUCAUUUUUCAUUCAGUUUUACACUUUUACAUUGGGGUUAUUUUUUUCUAUGCAUGAACAUAGUUUUGAAACAGCAAGGAAAUGAUGUUUAUAUAGUAAAAUUCACAUACACAACCUUUCUCUUCUUAAGCUCGUGAAAUAUUGAAAUUGUUUGCUACAAAUAUUUUCUUAUAUUCAAGCUUCUGGUUUCUUUUGAGAGUAGAUUACAGUUUACAACUUUCUUGAAUUUCUUUGAUCUCGAAAAUUUAUCUUCUUGCAUUACUCUACUUCAUCUCUUGAAACCGUGCAAACCGUCCAACCAAACCGGCAUCCGAAUAACCCGUCACCCGAACUAACCGUUGAAGCAAACGGACGGCGGUGGGUUUCAUUUUUCCACCCGCAAACUAAUUAUCCUAUUAUGUAUAAUCCAGCUACGCGUGUUACAAAAGAACCCAAUGCGGUUCUUGAAUUAGGUUCACGAAUUGGUCGAUUCACACUCGAUACGUCGUCGUUUCUUAACCUAACUUCAGAAGCAUGUUCACCAGCUUCACUUCUUUCUAAUUAUCUUUCCUUCAACAACCUCACACGUGUGGCAUCAUCAUCAAAACGCACCGUUUCACUCAGUUUAAACAAUAGCGGUGGUGGUUAUAAGUUUAGGAAUAUUCUUCAUGAUUUUAAUAGAGCUGUUAGGGUUCAUUGUGAGAGGAUGCCGAUUGGAUUCGCUUCGUUGAGAGUAGGUGAUGGAGGUGACGGUGGUGGUGGUGGUGGUGUUGGUGAGGGGAAUGAUGUUGGUGGAAAUGGGAAUGGGGUUGGUGUGGAAGAUGAAGGAUUGGGAUUGAAGAGUGGUGAGGGGAAGAAAGCGAAGAAGGUUUUGAUUUUGAUGAGUGAUACUGGUGGUGGUCAUCGUGCUUCUGCUGAAGCGAUUAAAGCUGCUUUUUAUCAAGAAUACGGCGAUGAUUAUCAGGUAUUUAUUACUGAUUUGUGGUCUGAGCACACACCUUGGCCGUUCAAUCAAAUUCCCAAAAGCUAUAGCUUUUUGGUGAAACAUGGACCGCUGUGGAGGAUGACCUACUAUGGAACUGCCCCACGUCUAGUUCAUCAGUCAAAUUUUGCUGCAACUUCAACAUUCAUAGCUCGUGAGGUUGCUAAAGGGUUAAUGAAGUAUCAGCCUGAUAUAAUAAUCAGUGUGCAUCCACUGAUGCAACAUGUUCCCCUUCGCAUUUUGAGGUCAAGGGGUCUUUUAGAUAAGAUUGUUUUUACCACAGUUAUUACAGAUUUGAGCACGUGCCAUCCAACAUGGUUUCACAAGCUUGUAACUAGAUGUUAUUGUCCAACUACAGAUGUUGCCAAAAGAGCAAUGAAAGCUGGACUCCAACAAACCCAAAUAAAGAUUUACGGCCUACCUGUUAGACCUUCCUUUAUAAAGCCUGUUCGGCCAAAGGAUGAACUGAGGAGAGGUUUAGGGAUGGAUGAGGAUCUUCCUGCUGUAUUAUUGAUGGGGGGUGGUGAAGGCAUGGGUCCCAUUGAAGCUACUGCUCGGGCACUUGGAGAUUUAUUAAAUGACGAGGGGGUUCCCACAGGUCAGAUUCUUGUGAUCUGUGGUCGCAAUAAGAAGCUUGCUAACAAACUCAGUUCUAUUGAUUGGAAGAUUCCAGUGAAGGUCAAGGGGUUCGUUACCAAAAUUGAAGAAUGCAUGGGAGCCUGUGAUUGCAUUAUUACAAAGGCAGGCCCAGGGACAAUUGCAGAGGCCAUGAUUCGAGGCCUACCUAUUAUUUUAAAUGAUUACAUUGCCGGGCAGGAAGCUGGCAAUGUUUCCUAUGUAGUUGAAAAUGGAUGUGGAAAGUACUCUAAAUUGCCUAAGGAGAUAGCGAAAAUUGUUGCGGACUGGUUUGGUCCGAAGGCCGAUGAACUAAAAGAAAUGUCCCAAAAUGCAUUAAAACUAGCAAGGCCUGAUUCUGUGUUCAGAAUUGUCCAUGACAUGCACGAGCUAGUUAAACAAAGAAGCUUAUUGAGAGAGUAUUCUUGUACAGCUUAAUCACACUGAGGCUAAUUUUUCAAAGGAGUGUUUUGUUCAAAAUGUAAAAGGCAGCAAAGGUGGUGUAUCACUAGUAAAAAUGAGGAUAUGUUUUCCCGCCAAUUGGAUAUUGAUGUUUAGCUACUCAUUUGAAAUUAAUAAAAAUAAAAUUAAUAAUUUUGGUUA
Messenger RNA from Medicago truncatula (barrel medic), 2250 nucleotides. RefSeq names its product probable monogalactosyldiacylglycerol synthase, chloroplastic. The transcript is spliced from 9 exons. NCBI's taxonomy places the organism in Eukaryota, Viridiplantae, Streptophyta, Magnoliopsida, Fabales, Fabaceae. Gene Ontology annotation, biological process: glycolipid biosynthetic process. The record is from RefSeq and is a predicted model, not a curated record. The coding region runs from base 469 to 2085 and encodes 538 amino acids. Gene Ontology annotation, molecular function: hexosyltransferase activity.